Messenger RNA from Babesia ovata, 1458 nucleotides. RefSeq names its product transcription factor with AP2 domain-containing protein. The transcript has a single exon. Lineage: Eukaryota; Apicomplexa; Aconoidasida; Piroplasmida; Babesiidae. The record is from RefSeq and is a predicted model, not a curated record. Bases 1 to 1458 code for a protein of 485 amino acids.
AUGAUGGAUCAACUUCGUCACAUUGCACGGGAUGGUACCCAUUGCGAUAUUGCUCUUUCGGAAACAUUCACGGGUUAUUGCCCGCCGGCGGAGAGGGGCUUUUACGUGUCUGGUGGUAUGGCUCCCAACCCGGGUGUGUGCUACUACGAUGAGGGGUUCGUCCCUUCUGGGAUGGACUACAUGAAUGCAACGUACUAUCAAAACGGACCGGAAGACAUUUCCAAGCCGGUCGCGCCGCCUAUGUAUGUUUACUCUGAGCAACCGAUGGCACCAAUGACGGGUUACAAUAACCCCUAUAUGUAUGGCCCAAUGGAUCUAACCUAUUUCCCUACUGGUGACCCGGUUUUCUAUGGCAUGCCUUGUUCAACGGUGGAUCAUGUGGUUGGAGUGCCAAAGGCCGAAAUCGACGACGACGCUCGCACCUUCGCAGAGUGCAGCACGGCGGCCACUACUCCGCACCUCAGAUCAUGCGCGAAUCCGGAGUUGGUCGACGACGGUUUCGAGUUGGCGUAUUCUCCUGAAUACGAGAACGUGCCGUUGCCACCUGUGAGUUCGAGAUUCAACGCGCCUGUUGCGCCAAAUGCAACAUACUACAAGAACGUUGUGAACUUCGAGGAUGCGUUUUCGCCGUGCCGCUACACCGACGCGAUGGCCAACGAUGCCAUCGUCGUCGAAAUCGCUAAUGAAAUUGCGGCCAAUGUACAAUACCUCCCGGACAAGGAAUCCAGCGGGAAAUACUCGUUAGACAAGAACCACCCGAUACACUGUGUGUGGCGCGAUCUUAACCGUGGGCAUUGCAGCUGGAGGUGCAGGUGGUGGGAGAAUGGAAAGCGCCUCAGCAAGAAUUUCAAUGUGAAACGCUUCGGCGAAUGGGAGGCCAUGUGGAUGGCCAUUGCCAUGAAAAUUAGGAACUCAACACCCGUGGAGAGAUUCCAACUCCUAAAGGAACAACGCGAAGCCGUUCGAAAUUAUUGUGAGCUGGCAAGCCAACACGCCGGUAGUUCGGUCACUGAGGAGAACUAUAUGGAUGCUGCGGUGGUCGCAGUGCCACCAAUGGGUUUAUCGCCGCGUAAGAAAAGGCAACCUGCCAACAGCGCUAAAUGUGCACAAAAGGCCAACUGGGCACGCAUCUCGUGGACGUACGUCAUGGUAUCGGACAGGCGUCCGAGCGAAAUGAGCGUCGUCUGCAGGCUUUGUGCUAAAACCACGAAGUGCUCGCGAAGCAGGAACCUACAACAAGCGCACAUUAUGCAUCUCAUUCGCAUGCAUAAGAACCCGUGGAAGAAAUACCUUGACGUGGAGGGACUCACUAAGAUGUGCAGCUCUGCCUUGGAUGCAUUGUACAAACAACAAGGAUUCACGGCCGACAGCGAGUGGAAGCUCAGACCCGGAAUUGUGCCUCCGGAACCUGACUUCGAGGAUAUGUCUAUGCAUUACAACGGCUUUGAUGAAGAGUAA